This is a messenger RNA of Quercus lobata, 726 nucleotides long. RefSeq lists its product as uncharacterized. The record is from RefSeq and is a predicted model, not a curated record. Lineage: Eukaryota; Viridiplantae; Streptophyta; Magnoliopsida; Fagales; Fagaceae. Bases 1 to 726 code for a protein of 241 amino acids. Gene Ontology annotation, molecular function: nucleic acid binding; RNA-DNA hybrid ribonuclease activity. The transcript has a single exon.
AUGAGAACCACGAUUGUCUCUGAAAUCGAGAACCUGUUAGAUGAGUUGCAUGAUCUGGAGGAGGUUUUGGUGCAAGCUUGGCAUAUUUGGAAUCAAAGAAAUCGGGUUGUAUAUGGAGGGAAAUUUCAUGAACCGGGAUGGUUGAUCACUCGAGCAAGGGAGCUGUUAGAGGACUUUCGGACUGCCCAAGAUCAGAUGAGAACUGAAACAGCGAUGCAGCCAGCUCGUGUUACCUGGCAGCCUCCUCCACAGUCCGUUUUCAAACUUAAUUUUGAUGCAGUGGUAUUUUCCUGCCUCAAUAGUUCUGGUUUUGGUGCUGUAAUUCGCAAUGACAAAGGGGAGGUUAUGGCAGCCAUGGCAGCCAAGGGUCCGGCGGUGCUGUGCAGUGAGGAAGCGGAACUUCUUGCAUGUAGGAAGGCGAUUGAGUUUGCGGUGGAUGCGGGAUUCUCAGAAUUUGUUAUUGAAGGAGAUAACGGCUCGGCCACGUCAGCUAUUUCGACGAUACAGCUUGAUCAGUCACUGAUGGGGAAUGUGGUUGGGGACAUUCAACAUUUGAUUCGGAAUUUGCAUUGGGUAAGGAUUGAUUGUAUUAGGAGAGGGGGGAACCGGGUUGCUCAUGUAUUAGCUCAAUUUGCUAGAAAUAUUUUUGAGGAUAGGUAUUGGAUGGAAGAUGUUCCUCCAAUAGCUAGAGAAGUUGUGUACCAAGAUGUUAACUUUGUUAAUUAA